UUUUAGUGAAAUGACGGGAAUGUCACGGACGGGAUGGCCUGUUGCUACUCGACCGCAGAAAAUAGUCACCACUCCGGUUACACUGAAAAAGCCAAAUGAUACACGUAGUAGCAUUGAUCGAGCAAUCAAUCUGUAUCCAUUGACGAAUUACACGUUUGGGACAAAAGAUCCGCAAGCCGAACGUGACCAUUCAGUACAGGCACGAUUUCAACGUAUGCGUGAAGAAUAUGAAAAAAUUGGGAUGCGUCGAUCGGUAGAAGGUGUUUUGCUCGUUCAUGAACAUUCCUUACCUCAUGUGCUAUUGUUGCAGAUUGGCACUACGUUUUUCAAAUUGCCAGGUGGUGAAUUAAAUCCUGGAGAAGAUGAAGUUGAAGGGUUGAAGCGACUACUUACUGAAACACUUGGACGGCAAGAUGGCGCGAAGGAUUUAUGGACUAUUGAAGACGUCAUUGGUAAUUGGUGGCGUCCGAAUUUCGACCCACCUAGGUAUCCAUACAUUCCUGCACAUGUUACAAAACCAAAAGAGCAAACGAAGCUGUUUCUUGUUCAACUUCCGGAACGAGCACUUUUUGCUGUGCCGAAAAAUUACAAACUUGUAGCUGCACCGCUUUUUGAACUGUAUGACAACUCAACUGGUUAUGGUAACUUGAUUGCAAGCCUUCCACAGGUUCUUAGCAGAUUCAAUUUCCUGUACACGCCAUGAAGCUUUGGGUUUUAUAGUGCCUGACAAGAAAUGCGAAGAGAAGAAGCUAACGAAUUUAGUAGAAGCUGGAUGAAUUCUUUUUCUUAAAUGUUCUCUGUUUUUUUUUACACUUAAUUUUUAUUGAAUAAUUUCGUUGUACAUGUUUAUUGAUAUAAUUCAAUUUAAAUAUUUCAUUUUGUUUUGUUUUUUUGAGAUCUCCA
Loa loa (African eye worm) is the source of this 903-nucleotide messenger RNA. RefSeq names its product cleavage and polyadenylation specificity factor subunit 5. Bases 11 to 703 code for a protein of 230 amino acids. The transcript has 6 exons. Gene Ontology annotation, cellular component: mRNA cleavage factor complex. Gene Ontology annotation, molecular function: mRNA binding. NCBI's taxonomy places the organism in Eukaryota, Metazoa, Nematoda, Chromadorea, Rhabditida, Onchocercidae. The record is from RefSeq and is a predicted model, not a curated record.